Messenger RNA from Capsicum annuum, 1546 nucleotides. Its product is annotated as stemmadenine O-acetyltransferase. The record is from RefSeq and is a predicted model, not a curated record. Lineage: Eukaryota; Viridiplantae; Streptophyta; Magnoliopsida; Solanales; Solanaceae.
UCCUUAAAAAGGCCACAAUAUACUAGGAUUAUUAUAACAACAUUUGAUAAAAAAUAUGAAUGUUAAAGUUCUCUCCAAAGAAUGUAUCAAACCUUCUAUACCAACUCCUCAACACUUGAGGAACUACAAACUAUCCUUCUUAGAUCAAUGUUCUCCAUGUUCAUACAUCCCAAUCAUUCUCUUUUACAAUGUCAACCACCACCACCACGACGUUCUGAAGAAAUCUCUGUCUGAAACUCUGAGUUAUUACUACCCUCUUGGUGGUAGAUUGAAAGAUGUAAACUCCAUUGAGUGUAAUGAUGAGGGAAUUCUAUACAUGGAAGCCCGAAACUUUGAUCUCUCAAAGUUUCUUGAAAAUCCUAAUAUUUCAUUCCUUAACAAGUUUCUUCCAUGCAAAGGCAAUUGCUUAGAGCCAAGUUGUAAUCAACUUCUUCUUGCUAUCCAAACCACCACAUUUUUAUGUGGGGGAAUUGCCAUUGGAGUUUGCAUGCUUCAUAAGGUUGUAGAUUUAUCAGCAAUGAGUGCUUUCUUGAAAACAUGGGCCAAGCUAAGCCAUGGUGAAGGUGACAAAGAACUACAUCCAGAUUUCACAUCAGCAAUGUCACUAUUCCCUCCUAUACAAUCAUUACCAACAAAGUUCAUUAAAGAUUUCGAAAACUUCUAUUUCCAAGGUUCAAAGUCACCAAUGAGAAGGUUCUUGUUUGAUUCCAAAGCUAUAAAAGCACUUAAAGCUAAUACAUCAAGUGAAAGUGUUCCUUUUCCAUCUAAGAUAGAAGCAUUGACAUCUUUCAUAUGCAAAAGGAUUGCGGUAGCCUCUGUGUCCCUCGCGAAUGGCGCUGCACCAAAGACUUUGAUGAUCACUCAUGUAGCUAAUCUAAGGCCUCGAAUCGUGACAUCUUUGCCUCAGAGAACUUUUGGGAACCUUCUAUGGUUGGCAUUUGCAUUUUAUGAUCCUUUAGACGUUAGCAUGGAGUUGCCUGAUUUGGGAAUGAUGCUAAGGGAGGUGUUUGUUCAAUUAAAUCCUGAGAACAUUAAAGGUAUAGAUAGCGAGUGCGCGUUCGAAUCACUCAACGAUGUGCUUGAAAGUUUGUCAACAAAUGAGAACAUAAAGAUUUUUAGAUUCACAAGUUGGUGCAAUAUGGGACUAUAUAAUGUUGAUUUUGGAUGGGGAAAGCCUGUAUGGAUUGCUCAUAUGGGUGAUUUGCCUGAUGCUCAUGUGAGAUCCAAGCAACAAUUUGUGUUCCUAGAAAGUCCAUGCCAUGAAGGAAUAGAGUUGUGGAUUGCUUGUGAUGAUGAAGAGAUUAGGGUUCUUGAAAAGGAUUCAGAGUUUCUUACAUAUGCCAAUCCAAAUCCAAGUAUCUGCAUCAGCCCUUAACCAGAGGUCUCGGAUUCGAGUCGCCGUCGCGCCUUUGUUAGGAAGGACUUCCCGAUGCGAAUUUAGAUUUAGUCGGACUUCAAUGUGGACACUUAAUGUUUUCUUGUAUUAUUUCCAUCAACUAGCUAUAGUAUGUCUAGCUUUCAAGAACGCAAUAAAUCAACUUGGCCA